CUAUAUUUGAUGAUAAAGAAAACAAAGAAUAAGAAAGAACUCAUCUAAUGAUUCUCCGGUUGAAGUCCUUCGCUCUCACACUCAGCAGUCACCAGUUAACCUAAAGCAAAGAUCGAGAAUGGGGUUUGAGCAAUUAGUCAUUCUGCCAAAACCCUUUAAUCUCACUCCUAACGCCCCAGGAGAUUCCCAUGUCCCUGCUAUGUCCCUCCGUGUUCAGCCUUUUACUCUCAAGCUUUCAUCACUGUCAUCAUCUUCUCAUAAAAGCACCCGAUUAAUCUAUUGCCGCCCGCUCAGCUACUCAAACGACUACCAAAACGGCAACAGUUCCGAUGCCGUCGUUUUCGAGUACAAUCAAUUGGGGGCAUCUCAGUACCCCCGGCCCUCCGAGAUUCAAUGGAAGAAGGAGCUUUGCAAUUCUGUGCAACUCAUCGGCAUCGUUGCGGUUCCAGUCCAAAUCAAGCACCUUCCAUCUGGGAAGACCUUAGCUUGGACACGCCUAGCUGUCAAGAAAUCUGCCAGCGAGACCACCUGGAUUAAUGUGAAUUUUUGGAAUGAAUUGGCUCAUGUUGCUUUCCAACACGUUGAGAAAGGUUGCCAAAUAUAUGUAUCUGGUCGCUUAGUAUCAGAUACUGUUGAAGGGGAUGAUGGUAAACAACAGACUUACUACAAGGUGGUUGCUCAAGAAAUUAAUUUUAUUGAAAGGAAUUCUUCUUCACCUGUGCCAUUAUAUGAUGGGGAAUCUAAUCCCAUGAUAUCAGGCACAAAGCCAAAGAAUUUUGCUGCAAAUAGUACCGGAACCGUGGAGGAGUUAUGGCAAGCAUUCUUUGCUAACCCUAUGGAGUGGUGGGAUAAUAGGAGAAACAAGAGGAGCUCAAACUAUCCAGACUUCAAGCACAAAAGUACUGGUGAAUCAUUGUGGGUGGAAGGCCGGAACAAUCCGCCAUGGGUGAAAUCUCAAUUGGCUAUACUCGACUCUAGGAUGGAAGGUCUUCAAGAUCAAGUUGAUAGUGUGCGUGUAAACUUCAUGACUGUUGAUAAUCACCGACCUCUUUAGCUGCACUUGUAUUUCUCUAAAUCCUCUAAUGUGGAGUUUAAGAUUCAGAUUGAGUUUUCAUCUGUUGAUAAGCUUAUGAUCUUGUAAAUGUGCUUCUAGGGGGUGGUAGUGUGGUAUGGAUGUAGAGUAGUUGUUGGCAUUCAUGUAUGUCCUUUUUUGCCUAUCCAUUGAGGCGUCCUCUAAUUUCCAGCUUGUUAUACAUUUUAGCUUUUAUCAAUGUUUUUGACUA
This is a messenger RNA of Cuscuta europaea, 1283 nucleotides long. The record is from the annotation of a GenBank genome assembly. Lineage: Eukaryota; Viridiplantae; Streptophyta; Magnoliopsida; Solanales; Convolvulaceae.